AUGUUAUGGUCUUAUCGCAUCUGCUGUUUUGGCAUCAUGAAAAAAUCAUUAGUGAAUGCAUUUAUGAUACUUCACUUAACGGUGUUUGUUGAAAUGAAUAUCUUUGUACGGUUAUAUGCGGGUCAGUUUAAUCUCAGUUUGCCAGGUCAACCGUUUAAUGUCAAAACACAGAAUGAUAUUCAACAACAUUUUACCCGUCAUAAACGUGAAGUUCGUCUAAGUCCAGCCAAAAUUAUUGAGCCACCGAGCAAUGUGAAGGUGAUAAGCGGAGAAACAGCACUCUUCUUCUGUCGUGUAACUGGAAACCCAACCCCUACAGUAAAUUUCCUGCUUGAUCGUCAGGUUAGCCGGACUGCUCCAGGAGUUGGUGGGGUUUUAAAUAUUCCAGAAGGCAGUUUGUUACGCUUAACCAAAGUACAUCGAGGACAGAAUGGUCUACAAGUUCAGUGCAUAACAAGAAAUCAUGUUGGAGGCGAUAGCGCCUCAGCGUAUUUAACUGUGUACGAUACGAAUGACCGGAUACCUGAUGGCUAUCCAGUUAUUCAUGUACCACCGAAAGCUAGUUCAGCAGCCGUUGGUGAUGUGGCUAGAAUGGACUGUGAAGUUUCCGGACAUCCUCAGCCGUCAGUUAUUUGGCUGAAAAAUGAAAUUCCUAUUCAGAGUAAUGACAAACGGAUAACACUUGUUGGCACUGGUUCUCUGUUGUUCGAGCAUUUACUACUGUCAGAUGAAGGACACUAUGAAUGUUUGGUGCAUAAUCAAGCCGGAUCAGUAUUAAGUUCAAAAGCCUACUUAAAAGUUAAAAAUACCUACUUUGUACCUAAAAUAAUCGACAAGGUUGAUCAAGUAGGAGUGCGUUCUGGGCACAAUGCUAAUUUGACAUGUAGAGCGGCAGGAAACCCAACUUCGACUACUAGAUGGCUAACUGAUGGUGAACGUCCUAUUACAGAGUAUACGGAAGGCAUUUCUGUACUAUACUUAGCUGAUAUAACAGAACCUGCUAGAUAUAUCUGUGAAGCAAAUAAUAGUCUCGGGACAGUGCAACAUCCAGUUAGAGUUCAGAUAAUAGAAGUCCCCCCACCUCCAACUGAUUUAGUAUGUUUGGAGAAAGGACCAACGUUUGCAUUUUUACAGUGGUUACCUGCGAAACAGUCUUCGGAUUCUCAUCAAUCUGCUUCACGUACUGUUGAUUCGUACACAUUAUUUUUAACAGAAAUGGAGAAUUCACAGACAGUUGCAAAUAAAAAACAAUUAACAGAUAUACCAGCACGUCAGUUUCAUCUACAUGGAGCAUUACAGUAUAAACUGACAGAUCUAAAGCCGUAUACAAUGUAUUCAGUAGAAGUAUGCGCAGUCAGUAAUCUCUUGGGAAUGUCUGAUCCAAGUAAUAAAGUGAAUUUUUUAACAAAAGAAUUGCCCCCAAGUUCAGCUCCACAUUCCAUCGAAACUGUAGCAACUUCUGAUGAUUCAGUUCUAGUCAGCUGGAAGCCACCGAAAGAAGCAAAUGGGAAAAUUAUUGGAUAUCAGAUUCUGUACAGUCGAAAUCCACAGGCUCCAUUAAUACAAUGGCAAAAAGUGGGAACACAAUUUGAAAGCAUCAAACUUGAAAACCUACUUACCUCAGAAACUUAUCACAUUCGUGUGAGUGCACAUAAUUCAGCUGGUGAAGGCCCUCUGACAGAUUCUUUUCCAGUCUUAGUGAAAUUUGGAAUUCCAUCACAACCGCGCGACUUUAUUGGUUUAAGUUUUAAUCCAAAGGAGAUCCAUCUUAGCUGGAUAGCACCUAAUCUACCCGUGAAAACUGGAUUACAAGACUACCUUUUAAAAUAUCGUUUAGCAGUGGAUAGCACUUCCGACAACGGAGAAAAACAACAGAAGAAACAACAACCAAUGGAGAUUAAACUAUCUGCUGAAUCAACAGAGUAUGUAAUGGAAAAUUUGGUUCCGAAUUCAACGUAUCACAUUUCUUUAGCUGCUCGUACAAAAUAUGGCGCUGGUAUAGCAGCACAGAUAAAAGUUCAUACUGACAGUAUUGUUCCUGGAGCACCAAUUCUACAUGAACUUAGUAUACUGGAUUCCUUCAGUAUACGAAUUCGAUGGUUAGCACCACGUGGUGUUUUGGAUAACAUAAAUGUUUCACAGUAUGUACGUCUUCUCAGCAAUUCUUUAUCGAAGGCUGAAAAACCAUCAAAAGUUUUGCACUACUUAAUUCAGUGGUCAGCAUUUCCAUUUACGGAUUGGGAACAAAAUAAAAUAUCUGUUAAUUACUUAUAUCCUACACAGCAAAUUUAUGAAUACAUUAUUCAUGGUCUUUUAUCACGUACUACAUAUCGUAUCAGAAUAAUGGCUGUUGGUUCAGAGGGGAUGGGUCCUGCUCUUGAAUUGGGUCCAAUUAAAACGAAAGGUCAAGUUCCGUCGGCUCCACGAAAUCUACGCCUCAAUCAGUUGAGAAGAGCUACUCCACCCGGUGCAAGCGAUCCAAAAGCAGACUAUGCAAUCUUGGAGUUAGCGUGGGAUCCCCCAGAAAGAACACAUGGUGACAUUCGAGGUUAUCAAGUGUCUCAUCGUUUGAUUGGUCCUAUUGAUGUUCUGUAUAAUCAUGCAAGUCGUCUGGAUACUGAUUCGAAUUCACGUGUUACGGCUAAACCAGUAAUAAGGAAUGUUACACAAACUGCAUAUACCUCAGGUUUAUCAGAUGGAAUAAAAUUUGGUCGUACCUACCAGUUUGAAGUUGCCGCAUAUAAUGGGGUUGACCUUGGUCUUCCUGCUCAAUUAAAUAUCAGUACACCAGAAGAUGUGCCCGGAAGCUAUCUAUUACAUGUGCGCGUUAAAGGUCUUUCAGCUACUGCUAUUGAAGUUUCAUGGACUCCACCUUCAAGACAAAAGUGGAAUGAAGAAAUUAUGAGCUAUCAGGUUCGAUAUUUUCAACCAAGUGCACCGAAUGAAACCGAAGUUAUAACAACAACACAGGAACCACGUUUGCAAAUUGAAAAUCUUAAAGAGCGUACAUUUUAUACUGUAUUGGUGAGAGCGUUAACUAGAAAUGGAGCAGGACCAUGGUCAGCAGCCAGCACUAUUCGAACUACCGCUGAAUUGCCUGAGCCUCCCUCACAAAUUAAUGGUUUACGAAUUAAUCCAAGACAAAUAAAAGUCACAUGGAAUACAAUGCCUGUAGGUCCUCUAACAAAACCACAAAUACCAAUAACUGGAUUCCGUAUAUUCUAUUCAACAAACGAAAAUACUCAGGAUUUGAACACAUGGCAAGUUCUAGAUGUAGGACCAGUAACGAUGGCUACACUUGACCUGUUAGAUCCACAGAAAGAUUAUGUCAUAAGAAUUAAAUCAAGAGGAGCUGACAGGAGAUAUGGGCGACUGAGCGAAGCCAUUCAUGUUGGAACUUACAAUCCAAAUGAACUCACUGGAAUGAAUAAAGAAAAUAUAAAUAUGCCCGGAUCAGGACCAGAGGAUUUAUCGUGUACAUGGGUUCAAACACUUGAAACGGCGAAACCAGGAGAAGCAAGUCUGAAGAUUGCAUGGAAACGUCCUCGACAGCUUGAAGGCCUUUAUCAGUUUGAGAUUCAGUUGCUUGGUUCAAAAACUUAUACCGAUGAACGUAAUCAUCCACAUCGUAUCCUAUACGAACCGCGAUCAGUGGAAGUGACAGUUUCGAUGUUGGAACAGUCUUCAACCACCUCUGUGAAUACUAAUGGUUAUAUGCCACCUGCCGCAGAAAAUUCUCAUUAUGAAUUAGUAAUUGAUGACCUAGAAGCAAAUACUGUAUACGACGUACAAAUUCGACCUAUUUAUACAAAACAUGCUCAAAGUACAGUCAAUGAGAUUUCAACCUUAACAGGACGCACAAGCUGCCGCACUCAAAUGCUUCCCCCCAUUACGGUCCCACGACCUAUACCAGUCCAAGUGAAACCCGAUACAGGACAGGUAGUUAUUAGAACAUUUCGUGUCUCUGAGAGUCUUGGCCGUAUAAGAAGGUACUACUUGGUCCUAUACAAAGUCGCACCGACAGAGUCACCAAAAAUCACUCCAAGAUCAAAGGAAUUUAACUGGCCACAAAAGCUUCAUGAAGCAUCAAACUCCUGGGAUCCAAACCUUUUUAUUGCGGCCGAAUAUAGUCAAGAAGCGUUUAUUGAACCACAUUUGGAAAUAGUGUUGAAUUUACCAACACCAACGGUUAAACGCUUUAAACGCAUGACAGUGAAUAAAUUGAAUUCUACUAGCAGUCGAACUCACCAAAUGCAAUAUGACAAAGCAACUUCUAGUUCACUACCUGAAGUUCUAGUCCAUGGAAGACAACUGAUUAAAAAUCAAAAGUAUAUGGCAUUUGUCCUAGCAUGUAUUUAUCCAAAUAUGUUGCCUCUAGGAGGAAACACAAAUCAUAUAUUACUGGAUUCAAAUUCAUUAGAUUAUAACAGAGGACAGACUUUAGAAGAUGAAGAGAAUCUUACCACAGAUCUUUGUACGCCAAGUUUAUGGUCAGUAGACUUUCAACCUGAUCAGGCAAUAUCGUAUACAGAUAAACAAAUUGGUGACAUGUAUGCUAGUGAACCAAAGGAAAAUGAUGUCCGCCAGAACAGUGCUAUGCAAAUAUCGAAUUCAAAUACGCAAAGUGAAUUUUUCGCUAAAUUAGCUGGCAGUACAGACUUUUUCACUAUUACACUGAUUGUCGUCAUUGCAAGUCUUAGCAUACUAGCCACAGUUUGCACUGCUGUAGGAUGCUUUUUGAGAAAACGUCGAACAAAACCUAUGGAUAAUGACAUGUCAAUAACAUUAACCCCAUCAGAUGGCAUGUUAAAAACACCUCUGAUGCCUCAAUCAGUUCAGAAUUUUUCAGGAGCCAACGGUGCUGUUGAACACGAUCAAAUGGAUCCUGAAACACCAGAUGUUGUUCCACCGGUCAGUUAUAAGAUAAAUAAUCCUACGCCGAUUCAUACGCCAGUACGUUCUGCCAUACCGAUCUCACGUUUACCAGAACAUGUAGCUAUGCUCAAACGUGACAGUGGAAUAGCUAUAUCAGAUGAAUAUGAAAGUAUUGAAACACGGACAGAUUUAACCUGGAAACAUGCCAACUUGGAGGAGAACAGACCGAAAAAUCGCUAUGCUAAUGUGAUUGCCUAUGAUCAGUCACGUGUCAUUUUAAGUGAAAUAGGUCACGUUCCUGGUUCUGACUAUAUUAAUGCGAAUUUCAUUGAUGGAUAUCAAAAGAAAAAUGCUUAUAUUGCAACUCAGGGUCCAUUGCCAGGAACAUUUUAUGAUUUUUGGCGAAUGGUUUGGGAACAAAAUAGCCGCGUGAUUGUUAUGAUGACACGUCUUGAAGAACGGGCACGCAUAAAAUGCGACCAGUACUGGCCUAAUAGGGGAAGAGAAAUAUUCACUUACCAACAGCAGCAACAAUGUCAACAACAAGAACAUAAUACUAAAACAAAUUAUGAUAUUAAUUAUGCCUCAGUGCCUACAUAUACUGUAAUUACAAAAGAUAUACAGGAAUUUGCAUAUUAUACAUUACGUACAUUUACCUUACAACGUAAUAAUGAGACUAAUUUGAUGGAUCCUGAAUCGAGUGGUCUGAAUCAACAUCAUCGUGUUAUUGAUCCAAAUUCCAGUGUUGAAGAAAGAGAGAUAAAACAGUUUCAAUUCACAGCCUGGCCUGACUAUGGCACACCAGAUUACCCUCAACCAUUAUUAUUGUUUAUACGACGUGUCAGCCAAAUACGUUCUCAUCUCAUCCAUCAGAUGCAGCAAGAACGUUUAAUCAACGAUGAGAAACAUAACUCAAGAGAUUUAAAAUUAACACAACCGAAUGAUACUCGUAACUCUUUGAACUUAAAUUUAUCUGAUGAAAUAGGACCAUUAAUUGUACAUUGUUCAGCUGGAGUUGGACGCACAGGUGCAUUCAUUGUGAUUGAUUCACAACUCGAACGACUCAAGCAUGAGAAUUCCGUCGAUAUUUUCGGUGCAGUGUGUCGAAUGCGAGCUCAAAGGAAUUUUAUGGUUCAAACAGAAGAACAGUAUGCAUUUCUGUAUGAUGUUUUCGUAGAAGCAGCUGAAGUACAUGGCACUGAAGUUACAGCACACGGACUAUAUAAUCAUGUUGUAAAACUUCGUCAACCUGUUCCGACUUGUGUAUUAGCGCGCUAUAAUUUGCUACCCAAUGGUUUGCAAGAGGAAUAUUUUAACAGUGUUAAUAUAAAUAACAAUCAGUUGGCAUCAUCGAUAAAAAUUUCAAGUUUAGAACUGGAAUUUAAGAGAUUGAAUCGUAAUUUACUUAACAAGCGCCAAAUAUCUACAGCAUUAACAAACGAAAAUCGAAUGAAAAAUCGCGAUGCAGACGUACUGCCUUAUGAAUCCAAUCGUGUGUGUUUACCAGUAAUACGUGGAAUAACUGGGUCAGACUAUAUCAAUGCAAGUUAUAUUGACGGAUAUCGUAAGAACCGGGCCUAUAUUGCAACGCAGACGCCUCUACCAAGUACAGUCGAUGACUUCUGGAGAUUAAUCUGGGAAUGCAAUUCGCCCAUUAUAGUGGCAUUUUGUGACAAUCGAGAUGCUAACUUAGUACCAGCAGACGUUAAUCAGUACUGGCCAAGUAACAGGUCAACGAGAUAUCAGAAAAUAAUGGUUGAGCCUAUGGUUGAAUAUAAUAUGCCACAUUUCAUACUACGUGAAUUUAGACUCACUGAUACAACAGAUGGUCAGUCACGAACUUUACGACAAUUUCAACUCCAUGGAUGGCCAAACGACAGCAUAGUACCGAAAUCAGCCGAGGCAAUUAUUGAUUUGAUUGGACAAGUACAUAAAACUCAAACUCAGUUUGGACAAGAUGGUCCUAUAACUGUUCAUUGCAAUUCUGGGUCGGGAAGAACUGGUGUAUUUAUAUGCUUAAGUCUUUUAUUAGACAGGAUGAGGUGUGAAGGUAUGGUUGACAUGUUUUUAAUUACACGUAUGCUACGUACACAACGAAUAAAUACCAUACAGACAUCUGAUCAAUAUGCAUUCUGCUAUGCAGCUACUCUUGAAUAUUUAGCUUCGUUUGACCAUUACAUGAUAAAAACAGAAUUGUGUUAUCACAAUGGUUGUGUUAAUACCAUUUGUUGGGAUGACCGUGGUGAAUACAUUUUAUCGGGUUCAGACGAUAGAUGUAUUGCGAUCGCGAGUGCUUUUGCUGAGGACACCCAGAAUGACAACGUGUAUUCUCUGAAACUACCUGCAUACAGUAAUAUUUUCACAGCAAAGUUUCUUCCAUUCUCCGGUGGAAGCGAAAUAGUUGUUGGCUUCAAAUGUGGUUGUGUUGUGCACGUCAAUCCCAACUCUUCUAUUAAAGAAAGUUUGAAAAACGUCUUUUGCCAUGGCUUUGCUGUAUAUGAUAUUCUUACAACAAAUGAGAUGCCCACUUGCUUUAUCACACUAUCUCAUGAUCAAUCUGUGGCAAUUUUUGACACGAGAGUUUCGACGACUGUACACGAAAAUCAGAGCUGUAGUCGAGGAUGCUUUACUCAUACAAAUUCACCAUGGACCUCAAGGUUUUCUGCUGUCAGUCGUUUAAAGUUCCAGUUUCCCGUGACAGCAGGUGAUGUUCAUCCGUUAGAUGGAUGUCGUUCUAUCGCGUUAGCGACUGCGGAUGGCUUUGUACGUCUUCUUGAUUUCCGAAAGCUAGUCAACACAACGUCUUCCACAGCAGCUAUGGGGGAUUCACCGGUUCCUGUGCCGUUUCGUGUAGCCAGACCUCUGGGUUUACCUGGAAAGUUAAAUUCAAACCAAACUUUCCGGUUGGACUAUGGACCAUGCCACAUUACUUCAGUUAGAUUCGAGCCAAUUUAUGAUAGGAAUACCGCGCAGUUUUUGUUCCCCACUGGUCGGAGGCAGUCCGCGUUUUCAAAUACAGGGGGAAAACACCUACUUGUUAGCCACAUGUACUCUCCUGUUUUCUUAUAUGAUAUAAAUGCAGAAGAAUCCAUUGAAGAUUCCCAAGUAACACAACCUGAUUGGCUACCGGAUAGUGAUACAUCAUCUACUGAAUCUGAAUCUCCUGGUUCACCAGAAAGUAGUCCCAUUACAGAUCACAGUAUUCGUCUGACAACUGCUCUUUAUCGCUGGCUUACGCAUCAUCGAUCUAGAACAAGUGUCAACUCUGAGGACGAGAUAGCAGAUGGAUCUCCAACAGCUUCUACAAUUCAUUCAGAAUCAACGGAGAGAGAGACUGCUAAUCAAGAUUCUCAACAAAAAAUGAAAUUUCCUAUCGACUAUUUGACAGAUGAUUAUAUUUCUAAUGUCAUGAAAUCCGCUCCCAGAUGUCGUCAAGUAAUGAAAUUUAGUGGCCGUAUAUGUUGCAGCACUGUGAUAAAAGCGUCAACGUUUUGGGGACGGAAUUUUAUUCUUUCGGGAUCUGAGUGUGGUCAUUUAAUCGGUUGGGACCGUGCUACAGGAAAGCCUGUAAUCGCUAUUAAAGCAGAUGCAUCAGUUGUUAAUCGAAUUAUACCACAUCCCCAGUUACCAAUAAUUGCUGUAAGCGGAAUCGACCGGUCAAUAAAAAUCAUUGAACCAGAUCCAAACGUUUAUGAAGAAAAUGCUAAUGAUGAUAGUGAUGGUAGUGAAUUAUCAGCCUUUCAGAGAGUUGUGAAACAACACGAAGAGAAAGCCAGCGAGUUGUGUCGAACCAAUGAAAUAAAGACGAAACAAAUGCUGAGUUCUGGGAGUACUCAUUUGGAUAGUAUUGCUCGUGUACGGACUAGUAGAGUUGCAAGGAUGAUCUUACUGCGCAUAUUUCAUGGGCCAAAUGACUCUACUUCAACAGACCAUACGAACAGAGAUACAAAUUCGUCGGACUGA
Molecule: messenger RNA, 8838 nt
Organism: Trichobilharzia szidati
Lineage: Eukaryota; Metazoa; Platyhelminthes; Trematoda; Strigeidida; Schistosomatidae
Source: the annotation of a GenBank genome assembly